GUGAAGAUGUCCGGCAGCGACCCUGAGCGCCCCCAGUUCCUCUUCGUGAAGGUGCUGGCAAGCCGGGGGCGGCUGGAGGCGGUGACCCAGCAGAUGGGCUACCACCCACAGUACCUCGACAGCUUCCUCAAGACACAGCACUACCUGAUGCACAUGGAUGGCCCGCUGCCCUUUGACUGCCGGCACUACAUCGCCAUCAUGGCAGCCGCCCGGCACCAGUGCCGGUACCUGGUGAACCUGCACGUGCUACAGUUUCUGCGGGCAGGGGGCGAUCCCCAGUGGCUGCGCGGCCUCGACUUCAUCCCCCCUAAACUCCGCAACCUCAACGAGAUCAACAAGAUCCUGGCACACCGGCCAUGGCUCAUCACCAAGGAGCACAUUGAGAAGCUGCUGAAAAUCAGCGAGUGGAGCUGGUCACUGGCGGAGCUGGUGCAUGCCGUUGUCCUCCUGGCACACUGCCACGCGCUCACCAGCUUUGUCUUUGGCUGUGGCUGUGAGCAGGACGAGGGGCCAGGGGGCCGAGGCUUGCUGAAGCCCUUGUCGCCCGGGAACCAGUGCUUCUGCGAAGCCACCGCUGGCAACGGCUGCAGCCAGGAGCUGCUGCGCAUCAACCGCAAGCGGUCUCUGGACUCCUGCAUGGAGCUGGAUUCCCUCCGGGAACGCAUGCAGCGGAUCCACGUGGAGACCGAGGGCAGGGAGGAGAUGAGGCUGCUGCAGCAGGACCGAGAGGAAGCUGAGCAUCGCUCUGACCUGUCUGUGGGGCUCUCCCAUCUCGCAGAUACCGAUGGGGAAGUCACCAGUGCCACCAAUCUUGCAUGCUACAUGCAGGACCCUGACUUUGGAUACCAGGACUUUGCCCGGCGUGACGAGGAUCAGACGCAGGUAUUCAGAGUCCAGGAUUACUCCUGGGAAGACCAUGGCUUCUCACUGGUCAACCGACUCUACUCCGACAUCGGGCAUCUCCUGGAUGAGAAGUUUCGGAUGGUGGAUGGUCUGCAAAGCAGUGCCAUGGCCAAGCGUCAGGGCUGUGAACCCUCUGUCUUCAAGCGGGGCAUCUGGAACUACAUCCACUGCAUGUUUGGCAUUAGGUACGAUGACUAUGACUACGCCGAAGUGAAUCAGCUCCUGGAGCGAAUGCUGAAAGUUUACAUUAAGACUGUAACCUGCUACCCAGAGAAGACAAACUCAGAAAUGUUUGACAGGUUCUGGAAGCAGUUCAAACACAGUGAAAAGGUCCAUGUGAACCUGCUCAUCCUGGAAGCACGAAUGCAGGCAGAACUGCUGUACGCAUUGCAGGCCAUCACCCAGUACAUGAUCUCCUAGACGGUGGUGGGGAGCUGUGCUGCGGCAGGGCCAGGCAGCAUCCUCUCUCCCUGGACUCAUGCGUGACCCGUCAUGCUGGGACAGACGGCGAGGGAUUACUCAAUUUAGUUUACUUGACUGUCUUGUUCCUUCCCCUCGCCCUUGUGGGGCUCACUGAGUGGCCCCAUUUCGUGCAAUUACCAAACUGUGAGGCAA
Molecule: messenger RNA, 1518 nt
Organism: Aptenodytes forsteri (emperor penguin)
Lineage: Eukaryota; Metazoa; Chordata; Aves; Sphenisciformes; Spheniscidae
Product: sestrin-3
Exons: 8
Coding region: 7-1323 (438 amino acids)
Biological process (GO): negative regulation of TORC1 signaling; regulation of response to reactive oxygen species; cellular response to leucine starvation
Cellular component (GO): nucleus
Molecular function (GO): oxidoreductase activity, acting on peroxide as acceptor; L-leucine binding
Source: RefSeq, a predicted model, not a curated record